Molecule: messenger RNA, 2302 nt
Organism: Acanthopagrus latus (yellowfin seabream)
Lineage: Eukaryota; Metazoa; Chordata; Actinopteri; Spariformes; Sparidae
Gene: becn1
Product: beclin 1, autophagy related
Exons: 12
Coding region: 146-1489 (447 amino acids)
Biological process (GO): autophagy; autophagosome assembly; late endosome to vacuole transport
Cellular component (GO): phagophore assembly site; phosphatidylinositol 3-kinase complex, class III, type I; phosphatidylinositol 3-kinase complex, class III, type II
Source: RefSeq, a predicted model, not a curated record
GGCGUAAACAACAAUACGGAAGUGGGAAAAUAAAUCCCGAGGUGCAAAAAUGGAGCAGUCACGCUAAAUAUAUUGGACGUGAUUUCUUACCGUCGUGCACAAGUCAGGAUUAUUAUGCAAUAGUUUCAACUUCACAAGCGACACGAUGGAGGGCUCCAAGUCGUCGAGCACAACCAUGCAGGUCAGCUUCGUGUGUCAGCGGUGCUGUCAGCCGCUCAAACUGGACACGUCCUUCAAUGUGCUCGACCGGGUCACAAUCCACGAACUCAUCGCUCCGUUAGUCACAGUGACCCCCAGUAAACAGGCUGACAGCUCUGAGGGGGAGACAGCACCAGAGGAGACAUUUGUAGAAAACAAGCAAGACGGAGUGUCAAGAAAGUACAUCCCCCCUGCACGGAUGAUGUCCACAGAGAGCGCCAACAGCUUCACGCUGAUUGGAGAAGCAUCAGAUGGGGGCACAAUGGAAAAUCUAAGUCGUAGGCUUAAGGUGACCAGCGACCUGUUUGACAUCAUGUCAGGCCAGACGGAUGUGGACCACCCACUGUGUGAAGAAUGUACUGACACCCUGCUGGACCACCUGGACACCCAGCUGAAUAUCACAGAGAACGAGUGCCAGAAUUACAAGCAGUGUCUGGAGCUGCUGUCACACCUGCAGGUGGAGGAAGAGGAGACCCUGUUGGCAGAGCUGCAGCAGCUGAAGGAGGAGGAGGAGGCUCUGGUCCAGGAGCUGGAGGCUGUGGAGGAACAGAGGGCUGCUGUGGCCCAGGACCUGACCCAGAGCAGGGUCCAUUCUCAGCAGCUGGACACAGAGGAGCUACAGUACCAAAAAGAGUACAGCGAGUUUAAGCGGCAACAGCUGGAGCUUGACGAUGAGCUGAAGAGUGUCGACAACCAGAUGCGUUACUGCCAGAUUCAGCUGGAUCGCCUGAAGAAGACCAACGUGUUCAACGCCACAUUUCACAUUUGGCACAGCGGCCAGUUCGGUACCAUCAACAACUUCCGACUCGGCCGACUCCCGAGCGUCCCGGUGGAGUGGAAUGAGAUCAACGCAGCCUGGGGGCAGACGGUGCUGCUGCUGCACGCUCUGGCCAACAAGAUGGGGCUGCGCUUCCAGAGAUAUCGUCUUGUCCCGUAUGGAAACCACUCGUACUUAGAGUCCCUGACAGACAAGUCUAAGGAGCUUCCUCUCUACUGCUCAGGAGGCCUGAGGUUCUUCUGGGACAAUAAAUUCGACCACGCCAUGGUGGCCUUCCUGGACUGUGUCCAGCAGUUCAAAGAGGAGGUGGAAAAAGGAGACACUGGCUUCUGCCUUCCAUAUAGGAUGGACGUGGAGAAGGGUAAGAUCGAGGACACAGGCGGCAGCGGCGGCUCCUACUCCAUCAAAACCCAGUUCAACUCUGAGGAGCAGUGGACCAAGGCGCUCAAGUUCAUGCUCACCAACCUGAAGUGGGGACUCGCCUGGGUCACCUCACAGUUCUACAACAGAUAAACCCCUCCAGACGAUUGUUGUAUUGAGUUCCGCAAAGUCAUUCGCCCCUCCGAUAAAUGGAUUUUCGGACUCUCGGCCAAAGGAAAAAUAAAUGGUUCUGUCGGCACCAUUUUCAAAGUGUUUUUUAGGAUUUCCAGUACAAAAAAAAAAAAAGAAGCAUGGAGCAAGUCUAGAUCUUCAGUGCAGAUGGUGUGUUUUUACAUGUUGCAUCAUAGAGGGGGCAAUUUGUUUCUAUUUUGCUGCAAAGUGGAAAUUACCAGUUGUGGGCCCAGAAGCACUGAAGACAGGCGCAGGUUGGCAUCAGAGCCAUCAGGAUAAGAUAACCAUGCGCGUCUUUUAGCACCUUUUUAUCAUCUGCUUCGCUAAUUAACAUGUGGUUUCUUUUCUGAAGAGCUGAUAUCGCAUUAAGACAAUUUCACGUGUCCUCAGACUAGAAUGUAACUUGAAAGAAAUCUUUCGCCAAAUUCACCUCUAACCACUUUAUGGAGUUCAAGGUGUCCUCGCUGUCCUGCUGCGCUGCACCUUUUGAAAUCACUGUGAGAGAAAGUUUUUUUUCUGUCCCAGUUAAAGAAGCUGUAAGAGUAUGAUGUCAUAGUCCAGUUCAAGGUAGGGUUUUUAAUAGUCUCACAAUUUAGUAUAAAACAGGAGUGUGUCAGUAUUUCUGCAGUCAUCACAUUUGCCACUUACUUUACAGGUAAACCGUUGUAUUUAGAUGCACUGACAGCUUCUUUAAGUUCACACUCUGCACCAUUGUAUGAAUUCUGUUUUAAAUAAUGAUACUUUUAAUAAACAUUUCAUGCUGUGAAAAAACUA